Messenger RNA from Pneumocystis murina B123, 2747 nucleotides. RefSeq lists its product as hypothetical. Gene Ontology annotation, cellular component: mitochondrial inner membrane. The transcript has 2 exons. Gene Ontology annotation, biological process: mitochondrion inheritance. Bases 1 to 2034 code for a protein of 677 amino acids. The record is from RefSeq and is a predicted model, not a curated record. Lineage: Eukaryota; Fungi; Ascomycota; Pneumocystomycetes; Pneumocystales; Pneumocystaceae.
AUGUAUUUAAAAACUAGAUUGAUUUGUUUUCAUGGAAGACAGAGUUUUUCUUCGGAAAUGGAGAAAAAUCUAUGGAGAACGAUGAAAUACCGAUUUUUUUUCUUGAAGGGAAUAGAUCCUGUAUGGAGGGGGAGAAGGUAUUGUUUUUUAUCUUUAAAUCAAGAAAAAAGAUUAGAUUUUGAUGAUAAAAAUGAGAAAAAACGAAGAUGGAAUUAUUUUUUGAAAAAUAUAAUUAGGAGACAUUAUUCUCGGACAAUUUUUUCGCAAAAGUAUUCUUAUAGUGUAUCAAAAGUAUUUGAAACUGGUUUAUUUAAAAUAAAGGGAAUUUUUGGGAAUUUUGGGUUAUUUUUUAAAAGUCGAAAUCUAGUAGCUAAUUAUUCCGAAUUGUCUUCGUAUAAAUUUCCAUUAAGAGCGCCAUCUAUCACAGAAACAUAUAGACCUACAAAAGAAGUGUUAUUAUCUAGUACUUCUGGCUUUUUUGGACGUUUAAAAAUUAGAAUGAAAUAUCGUUUAAUGAGACAAAUACGCCCAUUUAACAUUGAUGAUAUCAGUGCUAUGUUUACAUGGCUUAUUGCAUGUAAUAUUCUUUGGAUCAUUGUUGGUACAACUACAUUUUUUUCUCUGGUCUUAGCUGCUGCAAAUAGUGUUUUUGCACAAGAAUAUCUAGCUACUAAAAUUGGCGAAUACCUUACUAAAGAAACAGGUAUUACUGUAUUAUUUGAGUCAGCCAUUGUUCCAAAGUGGAAAGAUGGAACAAUUUCCUUUAGAAAUGUCUUUAUUUCUAGGAGUCCAUAUAAUCAAAAUUUGAAAAAUAAUGUUAGAAAGGGGAUAAUUUCAGAAAUAUCUGGCGUAAUAACUGAAAAUACUACUAAUUCUUUUGAUUUUUAUCCAGAAAAAGAAUCUAAUUAUACUCAAUUUCAUUUGAUAAUUGAAAAUAUUGAUGUAGUUUUUUCUUUUGUCAAAUGGUUUAGUGGAACGGGUAUUAUUAAAGACAUAGAUAUAAAGGGUGUUAGAGGUGUUAUAGAUAGUUCAAAUAUCAAUCUAGAUAAUGAUGCAUCUCCUCUAAGUCCAAAAUUUCUUAGAAAAAAUCGUCAAUCAAGUAGUUUUGAAAUUGAAAACUUUCGACUUAAGAAUGUUUUAGUAACAGUUUUCCAAUCUAAAAACUUUCGGCCAUUUACAGUUAGUAUUUAUAAUUGUGAACUUCCAAGGCUUAGGAAACAAUGGUUAUUGUAUGAUAUUUUAAAUGCAAAUACGAUAUCUGGUUCUUAUGAUAAUUCUCUUUUUACGUUACAUCCACAUCAAACAUUUCUUAGUAAUAUAGAUGAAAAAAAGGACAAGGAAGCUAAAAAGACUCGUCUUCGAAUAGAUAAUGUAAAUAUAGAUCAUAUAAAUAAAGGCAUUGAAGGGCCCAUUGGAUGGAUCACUUAUGGAUAUGUUGAUUUUAUUUUAGACUUUGUAUUUCCUAAUGAAAACGAAAAUAUAAAUUUUAUGAAAGCUAUGCAUAAUAUUAUUGAUAAUAUUGAGACUAUAUUUAUAAAGCAAGAAAAUGAAGGGGAAAAAGGCGCAUUUAUAUUACAGGAUACGAUAAAUGAAACGUCCCCUGAAUUACUCCGAGAAUUAGUUCAAAUUAGAGAUUUUAAAAAUUCACAAAUAGUUAGUACUAAAGAUAUUAUAAUUGAUAUUAAAGUAGCGUUACAUGGAGUGAAAGCAAAUGUUCCAUUAUUUAAAAAACAAUUAUCAUAUGUUAGUAAUGCACUUAUUCGUCCUAUUGUGGCAUAUAUUAAUUCACAUAAUACAUACAUAUCCGUUGCUUGUAAAGUAAUAAAAAACUUGGAUGAUUUUAAUGGUAGUUGGACCAUUUAUGAUAGUGAGUUAAUAAAUGAACUUUCAAAGGAGAUUUAUAAUGCAUUUGCCAAUAUUGUAAUGAAUCAAGAUGUUAAGCGACAUUAUAUACGGACUAUUUCAGCUUGGUCACUUGAAAUGGCAAUUCAUGCAUUUUUAACAAGUUUGAUUGGCAUUAUUCAUCCAGUAUAGGUUCAUUCUUGAUAUAAUAACAUUUUAUAAUUUAUAAAAUUAUGACUAUCUUUUGUUUAUAAAAAUUAAACCAUUUGAGGCUAAUUUUUAUACAGCAGAAUUAAAUAAGGACAUCUGAUGUUUCUAGAUAGAUUUUAGAGAAAAAAAGAUAUUUUGGAAGAUAUCAUAUAUUUUUUGAUGAAUAUUCUUUUGACACGAAAUGAAUGUCUCUUUGCAAGCAUUUUUCUGACGGCUUAUCUUGUAUUUCUGAGGAAGAUGUAUUUUUCUCUUCGUUUCUAGUCAUUUUUAGUGUUUCUAACUCUUUCCAUGUUUGUAACUCUUCUGGUAGAUUUGAUCCAUAAUAAUCUUUAAUGCCCACAUAAUUUAUCAAUUUAUCUAAUAAAUAUGGAUUUUGGGACGAUGUUGAAUUAUCAAGAUUUUCGUUUAAAUGGAUGUUUCUUUCUUUUAACAUUCGGAAAUGUUCAAAUUUCUUUUCCAGUAUUGGAGAUGGAUUCCCUGGUGGUGAUGCUGGAAGGUUCCAAAACUUAGGAGCGGUGUAUUGGCGAAUAGCUUCUCUCUCUGAGAACAUUUGAUCCGGAAUUUCAAAGGACUUUCUAGAUGUUGUAGGCUCAUUUAUAUGGGUUUGAGUCAUAUUUGAAUUACAUAUAAAUUUUUAAACGUUAACACGGAAAAUGAAAAAAAUAUAGAUACCCUUUAAAAAACUGUAUAUAUUG